Lottia gigantea (owl limpet) is the source of this 733-nucleotide messenger RNA. RefSeq lists its product as hypothetical. The record is from RefSeq and is a predicted model, not a curated record. NCBI's taxonomy places the organism in Eukaryota, Metazoa, Mollusca, Gastropoda, Lottiidae. Bases 9 to 656 code for a protein of 215 amino acids. The transcript is spliced from 5 exons.
AAUGAACAAUGUUCUCUUUCAAAGGUGUUUGUUUGUAUUUGUAUGUAGUACAGAACCUACAGUUUGCGAAUGCCGGAUUUGAUGUAUUGAAGCGUGAACCCGGCGUUGUGUAUCAAAAAGGAAAUGAUUCUUCUACUAAGUUCGAAGUCUUCAUUGAUUUGAUGUGUUCUCAAAGCAAAGCCGUUUUUCCCGCACUUAAGAAUGUGGCAAACUAUUAUGGACCCGAAAGGCUUGAACUGAUAUUUCAUCUUUUUCCGUUAGCUUUUUUCCGAAAUUCUCACAAAGUAACCAAGGGAGCCCUAAUAGUGCAUGAAUUGUCACAUGGUGGAAAAACAAAUGAUUGGAUUGAAUCGAUCUUUGGUGCCUUUGAUGAGUUGACUAAUUAUGCCACAAACAACAAAACGGAGAUUGAAAUCAUGAGACAAUUAGCUGAUAUUGCUGAAGAAUUAGGAAUCAAUCGAUCCACAUUCUACAAUCAGUUAACAUCCAGUGGUGAUGCUGAAAAGUCUGCCAGAAUGGUCCAUAGAUAUGGAUGUUCAAGAGCCGUUUUAACGGUGCCAACAUUCUACAUUAACGGUUUCCAAGUUCCCGCUACCCAUACUUGGACUGCAGAACAAUUUCAGAAGGAGAUAGAUGACAUCUAUGAGAAAAGGUAGAUAAUCAGAUCAAACCAAGUGAAAGAACUCCAGCAACAAUCAACAUGUAUUAUUAAUGAAAUAAAACUCAUUCAAUC